AUGAAAACCAUAUCGGAGUGUCCCGCAGGCUAUGUCCCUGGUAUCGGAGCAGAAGACGAUUUAUCAAUGAGUGCCGAUGCCGUUGACGAACAGAAAUCGGAAUUCGACAGACAGCUAGACGAGUGGAGACAAGAUGCCGAAAAUGAUUCCUCGAAACAUCUCUCUCCGGCUACGACACCAGAGUCCAUCCCUGCCUGCUUGACCAAAUUUACUUCGACCCAAUCCAUUGAGAGGGCAGACUUCUUCAUGUACAUGAGCCAAGCAGGAUUUCCGCCAGUCGACACACGAUUACAACCAUGGAAGAAGGUCCGCCCGAAGACAAAGACAAGAGCAGAAAGCGAUGGCAAGAUGGUAGUCAAGUGCUCUGGAAUCCACUAUUAUAACACGACGGGCGGCUGA
Molecule: messenger RNA, 399 nt
Organism: Exophiala mesophila
Lineage: Eukaryota; Fungi; Ascomycota; Eurotiomycetes; Chaetothyriales; Herpotrichiellaceae
Exons: 3
Coding region: 1-399 (132 amino acids)
Source: RefSeq, a predicted model, not a curated record